UAUAAAAAUGUACUUUCACACCCUCUGCUUCCUCCUCCUUUCUUUUCAGAGUAUGAUGCUUUAGCUAAGGUUAUCCAGCAACACCCAGACCGGCAUGAAACACUAAAGCAGUUGGAGGCACUUGACAAAGAACUCCAGCACUUGUCUCACAUCAAAGAGAAUGUGGAUGCAAAGUUGGAAUUAAGGAAGAAGCAGUUCCAUGUGUUGCUCUGCACCAUACAGGAGCUACAGCAGACUCUGGAGAAUGAUGAGAAAUCGGACAGUGACGACAACAAUCAGGAGAGCCCUGCAGAGAAUGGUGAAUGAACAUGUAUUGAUCCUGACUGAAUUAAAUUAAAUGAACUACUUUUAUUUUUCAAUGAACCAGACUUGUCUAUGCUAGGUUUGUUCAGUUUCUUUACCAAAACAGUAGAUUGUUAUACCUGUAACUGUCUUUAUAGUAAAUAAAAAAUGUUGUUUACCUCA
Messenger RNA from Monopterus albus (swamp eel), 465 nucleotides. RefSeq names its product THO complex subunit 7 homolog. The record is from RefSeq and is a predicted model, not a curated record. The transcript has 4 exons. Lineage: Eukaryota; Metazoa; Chordata; Actinopteri; Synbranchiformes; Synbranchidae. The annotation marks the transcript as partial.